Molecule: messenger RNA, 1940 nt
Organism: Magnolia sinica
Lineage: Eukaryota; Viridiplantae; Streptophyta; Magnoliopsida; Magnoliales; Magnoliaceae
Exons: 6
Coding region: 75-1277 (400 amino acids)
Cellular component (GO): Golgi apparatus
Source: RefSeq, a predicted model, not a curated record
CAAAACCGCUCCUUAAGAUCCGUUGAAGUCUCUAUUCUUCACUAUUUCCGAACCCUUUCUUUCUCCUCUCUGCAAUGCCAAUGGCGAUUUACAGAAAUCCGAAGAACAGAUCAAAACCCAGAUCCCCAAUUCUCCUACUCGCCGUCUCCAUCGCAGUCGUCGGAUUCUUCUGCGUCUUCUCAUCGUCAAUCUCCACCUUCGGAUUCUCGAUCCCCACAGCAAAAACCGUGAGGAAUCUGUUGAAGGACAAGAAGCAGAGGCCGUUUCCGGAGAAGUAUUUGUAUUGGGGAGAUCGGAUCGAUUGCCCGGGGAAGCAUUGCGAUUCGUGCGAGGGAUUGGGCCAUCAGGAAUCGAGCCUGCGGUGCGCUCUCGAAGAAGCUAUGUUUCUUCAAAGGGCUUUCGUGAUGCCUUCUAGAAUGUGCAUCAAUCCAAUACACAACAAGAAGGGGAUCCUCCAUCAGACCAACAAUGUGAGUUCUGAGGAAAGAUGGGCAGUGAACUCCUGUGCCAUGGACUCGUUGUAUGAUUUGGACCUCAUAUACGACACAGUGCCAGUAAUUCUAGACAAUUCAAAAAUGUGGUACCACGUACUAUUAACAAGUAUGAAGCUUGGACACAGGGGAGUGGCCCAUGUGGAAGGAAUCAGUAGAGUCGAUCUCAAAGAAAAUAGAUCCUACUCAAAUUUGUUGCUGAUAAACCGUACUGCAAGCCCUCUUUCAUGGUUUAUGGAGUGCAAGGAUCGAAACAACCGUAGUGCAAUUUCCUUGCCGUAUUCAUUUCUUCCUAAGAUGGCAGCCAGUAAACUAAGACAUGCAGCAGAUCAGAUUAAAAGGCUGCUUGGUGAUUAUGAUGCAAUACAUGUGCGCCGUGGUGACAAGAUAAAGACAAGAAAAGACAGGUUUGGUGUCAAUCGUACUCUCCACCCUCAUCUGGAUAGGGAUACCCGCCCUGAAUUCAUUGCCUCAAGAAUCGAGAAGUGGGUCCCACGAGGCCGAACUCUCUUCAUUGCUUCGAACGAGAGAUCACCUGGGUUCUUCUCACCUCUAUCUGCCAGGUAUAAAUUGGCAUAUUCUUCGAACUACAGCAGCGUUUUGGAUCCGGUGGUCAAGAAUAAUUAUCAGUUGUUCAUGAUUGAACGGCUAGUUUUGAUGGGUGCAAGAACUUUCAUAAAGACAUUCAAGGAAGAUGGGACUGAUCUGAGCCUAACAGACGAUCCAAAGAAGAAUGCCAAGAGCUGGCAGAUACCUGUUUAUACCAAAGAUGAUGGGGGAAGCUGAGUUACUCAGCCAAUUGUUCCUAUGUUUUCAGCCCAUUAGGAUUGCCGCUUGCAGGCGCCAACUGCAGAAACACAAGCACCCCCAAGAUUUCAAUGUAGCACACAUGUUCAAGAUCCGGACCGUUUAUCAGGUAGAUCCCAUUGCUGAUGUGUCCUAGACAAAGAAAAAAGGUUGAUAGGCAUUCAGGUGGUCCACACGUGCAUCAAUCAUGGACCAUCGGUUAUCCUUAAAUCAAUUAUCGGUUUUUGGGUGUAUCCACUGUGGGGCCCAUCUGAUGAAACAGCCUGGGUGUCGCACAGUCGUUCCCCCGCUGGCAAGAAUCUACAGUCAAUGGGCACUUGCAAGUAGUAUUCCUCUUCGGCUCGAUUCCUUUAAGGUAAACACCAUCUCUUACCUCAUUCUUUCCUUUUCUUUAGCCCUUCUCCCCCUACCAAACAACAUAGAGAAGAGAGUAUUGGGGAGAAAGAGAAUGCAUUUGUUCUGCUCGAGUUUUGUAAAAUGCAAUCUCAAUUGUGUCGUGUUUGGCAAAGAAAAUGUCAUUACAGUUGCUUGAAUUUUCGGAAAGAGUAGUCCGUUUCGCUUGUCACACUAAUAUGCGGAUUAUGUAUUCUUAAUAUUUAUAUGAAAUAGCAAUUUGGGUUUUGGUUAUUAUUAUGGUCACAA